This is a messenger RNA of Bufo gargarizans (Asiatic toad), 2335 nucleotides long. It is a transcript of the gene ELL3, whose product is annotated as elongation factor for RNA polymerase II 3. NCBI's taxonomy places the organism in Eukaryota, Metazoa, Chordata, Amphibia, Anura, Bufonidae. The record is from RefSeq and is a predicted model, not a curated record. Gene Ontology annotation, cellular component: transcription elongation factor complex. Bases 20 to 1837 code for a protein of 605 amino acids. Gene Ontology annotation, molecular function: cis-regulatory region sequence-specific DNA binding. Gene Ontology annotation, biological process: snRNA transcription by RNA polymerase II; transcription elongation by RNA polymerase II; positive regulation of transcription elongation by RNA polymerase II. The transcript is spliced from 13 exons.
CUGGCUGUCAGUGCUUGCCAUGUCUCGGCCUGGGGAAGAGCUGAGUGGGACCCUGUCGUACCGGACUGAGCCCAGGAGAAGCCCCCGGCUGAGCCUCUUCCACCUGAAGCUGACAGACUCUGCCCUCUCCUGCCUGCGGGACUUCCAGAAGGGACAGGGUUCAGCAGCCUCAUUGCCACAGCCUGUGAUCACAUUCCAGGAAAACCAGGGGUACAUCAAGAUUCCUUGUCCCAUCUCUGGGUCAGAUGACAGAGCUCGGGUCUUUGCCUUCUACCUCUCUAGAGAGAUUAAAGAUAAACCUCAGUCAAGUUUCGAGUGCAUUAGACAGGGCACCUCAUGGAAUGGAGAGAAGCAACUGACUUGCAUUGGCACUAUACAGGAUAAGAUCACCGUAUGUGCUACUGACGAAUCCUACCAGUUAACACGUGACCGCAUGUCUCAGGUAGAGAAGGAAACAUGGAGCAGGACUGCCAUUGAGAUCAAGCCUGGAGCAUCUAAUCGAAGUAAAUGUGUCAAGAUCUCCAGUAAGAACCAUAUGGAAUCUAGGACAGAGAGCUCCUCACCCACUCAUCGCCCUCCAGUAUUCUUAACCCCAGCAGCCAAGAAAUGCAACCGAGUGAGUGGAGAGCGAAGAACAAUUCAAGAGUGGCUCAUUCAUCUUCUAGCCUUAAAGCCAUGCCGGAAACAUGACCUCAUACAACGCUUAGAAAAAUCCAACAUGUUUCCCAGAGAUCACACAGAGCUGCUGUCUGCACUGGAUGAGGUAGGAUGCUUAAGUCCAAAGGAUGGCAAGUACUGCCUGAGAGAGGAGCUCUACAGCCAAGUACAGAAGGACUGGCUGGGGUACACCCCAGAAGAAAGGCAGCACAUGACAAGGAAACACCCAAACAAUUCUUUAUCACAGAAUUACCAGACAACUGCUGAGAGAGCAAGAACACACCAUGGCCUGUCAUCUACUCAUCCCGGUGCCCACCAUAGGCCUCCUGAUGCUAAACGUCAGGCAGAAGCAGAUAACACAGGGCACAAGAGCCAUAAAAGAAUAAAAUCUUCACACCCGGACAGUCAUUUACAUGAAGGACAUUCUACUUCUGUCUCCACUUCACACUCAUCAAAAGCUAGACACCAUCUGGGUUCUGAAACUGGCAAAAGCGUAGGAGCAGUCCCUGAAAACCACAGUGUUGUGUCUCAACAAAGUCACAAAAAACAGAGAACGCAUCGAACAUUGGAAAAAAAACACCACAGGGAAACACACAAAAGGGCAACGCCUUGUGAUGGGUCAGAAAACGAAAAAGUGAGAUUUAGACAGGAGACAAGUCCUGCAACUCAUCUGGACAAUACAUCUGACUGGCACAAAAAGCAGAAGAAAGAUCAUGAAUCCAGUGAAGAGGAAGAGGAGGAAGAUGACUGGGAAGAAGAAGCCCUCAUGUUGGAAAGAUGCCUCACAUCUCCUGAAGAAAAAGAAGAACCCUCAGGGUCAGUGUCAUCCUCUGAAGAAGUCGCUGACUAUUUCAGUAAAUACACCACAAUUACAUCACAAGAUCAGCGGAAAUUGUACGAAGACGACUUUGCCUCUGAUUACACAGAAUAUCUCGAGCUGCACGCCAAGAUUGCUAAAGUGCUGGAGAGGUUCGUGCAGCUUGGCUCUAGAAUGAAGAAGUAUCGGCAAGGAACAGUGGAGCACAAGGUGGUUGAAAAUAAAAUUCUAUCAGAAUAUAAGAAGUUCAAGAAGACAUAUCCCAGCUACAGGGAAGAGAAAAUACGUUGUGAAUACUUGCAUCACAAACUCUCUCACAUAAAGCACCUGAUUCUGGAGUAUGAAAAGAAUACACCAACUUAGCCAGACGUCUUUACAUCGGAUCCGUACCAUGAGACGACGGGCAGUCUAUCAGCACAGUGGAUCUGGAAAAGGACUUCUCAGCAAAACAAGCAAAUUACGGAGGGAAACAAAAGUGCCAUCCACCUACUGUAUGAUAGAUACUAUAGUAAAUAGCCUUGGUGCACCACACACUGCCUUAAGGAGGACGCAGCACUAUAGGAUGUACAACAUAAGACGUGUCCGCUUUUUUGGUGGCCAGUUGACAUGCCAAGAUCAAGCUUGAAUAAGUGCAAAGCAGAAAGAAACCACUUGGGAUACGUAAAAAUGUAGAAAUCACUGUACGGUGUAAUGAUUUAUUGGGAAGGAUUGCGCAGUAUAUAAAAGGCCUAAUCCUGGAACACAAGAAAGAAUUCAUGCACUAUGCUGUUGGUGUGGACAUGACCAAAAUGGGGCCAGGCAGUACAUAGCACUUACGGACCAUAGCCUUUACCAAGCAAAAUAAAACUGCAUUUCUUUGUC